GCCGGCUUGAUCAAAGCCGCCUCGCUUGCCUCGGCCCUGUCCUCUUUCUCGCCCUCACCAACCCGCCCCUCGUAUCCGCUUCCGCCCCCUUCCCUGUGUCGUCGCAACCAUGGAGGCUGCACCGACGAGAGAGCAAAUCAGGCAAAAGAUCCUGGAGAAAAAAGGACAAUACACCAUCCGCGAUUUCGACGGCUAUGCGGUCAAGGUCCACCGAGACACCAGCCAGAAACUCUCGAUUACCAUCUGGGACCAUCUCGAGCCCGAGGCCGUCUACGUCGGCACCUUUGAAGAGUCGCUGAUCGCAGAAGCCUAUGCCGAACUCACGUCCGAGGCCGGCAUUUUGCGCAUCGAGGAGGGCAAGAUCGACACCAACCUCGUGCCACACCAACUGGACAUCCGUCGCCGAUCUGCCCCGACCCUCUCGUACAUUCUCAAGCGCGAGCUCAUUCCGGCCUCGAUCGUUCUGCGGAACGAAAUCGACCGGCUGCGUUGGGUUGGGCCGCAAGGCGCGGGCGUGGCGAAAUCCAUGGACGAAGCUCUGAAGCGGCUUUCGGUCGAUCCAGACAACCUGGAGCAAGUUUCCCCGGACUACAUCCAUGGCCGUCUCGAAUUCAUGAGCGAACACUACGCCAAGGCCGCCGACUAUUUCCGCAAGGCUGCAUACAAGGACCAUGGUCUCUCGCAGAAUGCUCUUGGUCUCUGCCAUGAAAUCGGAGGCGACCCUGUCGGCGCGGCACGCUGGUUCGAGAAGGCGACUGAAUCCGGAUGCUUCGAGGGCGCCACCAACCUGGGGCGCUGCUACCUGGAAGGCAUCGGCGUCGAGCAGGACUACACCAAGGCCGUGGAGCAGUUCAGCCUCGGGGCCGAGCACGAUGACAUGGAGGCCCUCAACUAUCUCGGGCUAUGCUACCAGCGCGGCCACGGCGUCGAGGUCGACUGCGAAAAGGCCGUCGACUACUAUGAGCGAGCGGCCGAGAUGGGCCACGCCGAUGCCCAGAACAACCUCGGCCAGUGCUUUGAACACGGCUCGGGCACAGACCAGGACGAGGUCAUGGCCUUUGCCCUCUACCAGAAAGCCACCAAGCAGAAGCACAAGGGCGCCCGCAAGAAUCUGGCCGUCUGCUAUCACCGCGGCAUCGGCGCCCAGGCCGACAAGAACGCAGCCAUCUGUCUCUACCAGGAGAUUGUGGACCACGGCGACGCCGACAUCGAAGUGCACUACAAUCUCGGAACGCUCUACUACGGCGCCCUCGAGUACGACGAGGCCGUGCGGUCGUUCCGACGGGCUGCCACCAACGGGCACAUCAUGGCGCAAAAGUACCUGGCCGACUGCUUCCGCUUCGCCCAGGGCGUCGUCGCCGACACGACGGCAGCGGUGCGUUGGUAUCAGCGUGCUGCCGACCAGGGCUGUGUUGAGGCCCAGUGCUCGUUGGUGCAGUGCUACUUUGACGGAGUCGGCGUUCCGCAAAACUACGCCCUGGGUAUGGAGUGGUAUCGCCGCACGCGAGCAGUCGCCCCCGACUUGGUUGCCCUGCAGUCGCUGCAGUCUACAUACGGCCCGAAACUCAAGGAGCUCGGCGAUGGAUACUGCGAAGGCACGUUUUCGUUCGGCAAGAACGAGCCCAAGGCGGUCGAGUACUACCAAAUGGCAUCGGAGCUUGGCUGUGCCGCGGCACAAAACAAGCUCGGGUACUGCUAUGAGGUGGGGCUGGGCGGACUCGUUCCCAGUAACGAGCUGGCCUUGAUCCACUACGAAAAGGCGGCUGCCCAGGGCCUGGCCCACGGCCAGUACAACCUCGGUGUCUGCUAUGAGAAGGGCAUCUUUGUGGACGUGGAUCUGGACAUUGCUCUGGCAUGGUACCAAAAGGCUGCAAUCCAGAGCCACAAGCAAGCCCAGAAAGCGGUCGACCGUUUGUCCAAGAAGCGAGCAGACCCAGCCCCUUAAGCAGGAGGCGACUUUGGUUGUCAUGAAAGCCCUCGCUCUCCAAGCAAGCCUGACAGCUCGAUUCUCUUCUGAUGGGUUUACUUCCACCCUGUUUGUCCGGUUUUGUUGAUUUGAUUUGAUUUGACUUGAUUUGAUUUGCCUUGCACUUGCCCUUGCUUCCCGUUUGUUUAUCUUCCCUUUACUUUCUUGUUUGAUAUAGUUCACACCGCCUCUCGGAAAUGGCUUCACUUCCCUCCCCCCAUAGACGUUUUGAAGGCCCAGGUCUUGGUUUGGAACCAAACUCUGAAUAUAACACCGUUAUAUGA
This is a messenger RNA of Polychytrium aggregatum, 2250 nucleotides long. RefSeq lists its product as uncharacterized. Gene Ontology annotation, molecular function: protein binding. The record is from RefSeq and is a predicted model, not a curated record. Lineage: Eukaryota; Fungi; Chytridiomycota; Chytridiomycetes; Polychytriales. Bases 110 to 1945 code for a protein of 611 amino acids. The transcript has 4 exons.